Molecule: messenger RNA, 1107 nt
Organism: Plectropomus leopardus (leopard coralgrouper)
Lineage: Eukaryota; Metazoa; Chordata; Actinopteri; Perciformes; Serranidae
Source: RefSeq, a predicted model, not a curated record
AUGGGAGACUGGUCCAUUCUUGGCCGCUUCCUAACCGAGGUUCAGAACCACUCCACAGUCAUUGGCAAGAUCUGGCUGACCAUGCUGCUCAUCUUCCGCAUCCUGCUCGUGGCCCUGGUGGGGGAUGCUGUCUACAGUGACGAACAGUCCAAGUUCACCUGCAACACCCUACAGCCCGGCUGCAACAACGUCUGCUAUGACACUUUUGCUCCUGUCUCGCAUUUACGCUUUUGGGUCUUUCAGAUUGUUCUCGUCUCCACACCUUCUAUCUUCUACAUCGUCUACGUCUUGCAGAAAAUCACCAAGAAUGAAAAGAUAGAGGAUAAGAAGGUUGAACCCAGGUCGUCAACUUCACUUGACAAGGACAUACACAUAGGAGCAGAUAAAGAGGUGACGCUGGAAGCCGGCGGUCCUUACAACACGAUCUAUAACACUGAGGACUGGAGCUCACAGGAAGGUGAGUGUAAGGAGAGGAGUGAGCUGGAGGAGGACACCAGAGAGGUCGGAGAGGACCCAACUCAGCUCUCCAGCCAAGUGCUACUCAUCUACAUCAUCCAUGUGUUGCUGCGCUCCAUCAUGGAGAUCAUUUUCCUCAUUGGGCAGUACUACCUAUUUGGAUUUGAAGUUCCCCACCUUUUCCGCUGUGAGACCUACCCCUGUCCGAACAGGACUGACUGCUUCGUGUCUCGAGCAACAGAAAAGACCAUCUUUCUCAACUUCAUGUUCAGUGUCAGUCUUGGCUGCUUUAUCCUGAACAUUGUGGAGCUGCAUUACCUCGGCUGGAUUUAUAUUUUCAGGGUCUUAUUCUCUGCAUGCUGUAUAUGCUGUGAUAGAAACCCCAGGCAGCAGGUGGAUUUAUACUCCGAUAACAACCCACUGUUGCUGGAGCUCAAACACUCUCUGCGCGGCAGGGUCGUCCUUCAGACCACCUCUACCGUGUCCCGGGACAAGAGCAGCGGCAUCCCAAACCAGGGCCCGGCCAUCUCGUUUGAGACGGACUCCACACUGGAGUGCACUUCCAAGAGAAAUCCAGAUGAAAAGGAACGCGGCAAGACCAGACUGCACAAUAUGGCAAAAAUCGGACGGGGCAAAAAGUCAUGGCUGUGA